Molecule: messenger RNA, 1097 nt
Organism: Colletotrichum scovillei
Lineage: Eukaryota; Fungi; Ascomycota; Sordariomycetes; Glomerellales; Glomerellaceae
Product: short chain dehydrogenase
Exons: 2
Coding region: 203-958 (251 amino acids)
Source: RefSeq, a predicted model, not a curated record
CUUUAACGCGCGCGGGACGGAGGAACAACGAUACCUCGCCGAUCCCGAGAAAUGCAUUCGGAAGAGCCCCAACGGUUCUGUUUGACAUGGGACUAUAAGAACGACUAAGAAGCAUUCAUCACUGAAACCCAUAACAGAGGGCAAGCACCGCACAUCAUUGUUCUUACUCUCAGUAAUCCACACACCAAUAGAGUAUCUCGAUAUGUCUUCCAAGAAGAUCAUCCUCAUCACUGGUGCAAACCAGGGCAUUGGCUUUGACAGCGCCUGGGCCUUGGUCUCCGCAUCCCCUGACAACCACGUUGUCGUCGGCUCCAGGAGCGCGGAGCGGGGUGCCAAGGCUGUGGAGGAUCUCCAGUCCCGGAAACCGGCCGGCACCGUAAGCCUUUUGCAGCUCGACAUCACUUCCGACGACUCCAUCAAGGCUGCGGUCGAGAAGCUGACUGCCGACUUUGGCGUUCUCGACGUCCUCGUCAACAACGCCGGCAUCGUCAUCAUGCAACCCAAGGAUCGCCGCUCCGAGCUUAUCGACACCUUCAACACCAACGCAGCUAGCGCAUUGCUCCUCACCGAGGCCCUGAUACCGCUACUCAAGAAGUCUAAGGAUGCGCGAAUCAUCAAUGUCACAAGUGGUCUCGGUUCUCUUCACGAGCGUACGACUCCAGGUGGUGCCUUUUACGACGUUCCCGCCGAUGCCUACCGCAUCUCCAAGGCGGCCCUGAACAUGGCGACGGCCCAUAUGUUGUGGGCCUACAAGAGCUGGGGCGCGAAAGUUUGGGCCUUCUGUCCUGGCUGGGUCAUCACCAAUUUGUCAGGUGAAGACGACAGGCAGAACAGGAUCGAUGGAGGCGCCGAGAGUUCGGAAACCAGCGCGCAGGGUAUCCUUGAGAUUGUUGAGGGCAAGAGAGAUGGUGAGGUUGGCAAGUUUCUCCAGAGGAAUGGGAAACAGUUCCAGUGGUGAUCAGUCCAGUAUUGUUAGGUGGAUAUCAAAGUAUUUGAACGCCAGGAUCUCGGGCCUUCCAACUCAUCGCUUGAUCGAUAUUUCUGUGGUCCGCAUAAUUCCUUGUCCUUUAUCAUCCUGGAGAAUCAUGUCCUCACUC